UGGUGAAACUCCGUCUCUACUAAAAAUACAAAAAUUAGCCAGGCUUGGUGGCAUGUGCCUGUAGUCCUAGCUACUAGGGAGGCUGAGGCAGGAUAAUAGUUUGAACCCAGGAAGGCGGAGGUUGCAGUGAGCAGAGAUCACACCACUGCACUAUAUCCUGGGCAACAGAGCGAGACUCGUCUCAAAAAAGAAAAAAAGAAGUGGUUGUUCCUUGAACAGGCCCAGUAAGGCAGGAGGAGCUGCUGGUCUCCUCCCAGCUCCCUAAAGAUUUUUCUGCUGUCCCUAGUGUUCAUAACUGCCACCCUCCUUCUGUAAUUGGUACUUGACUUCAGGGGUAUCUAUUACAGAGUUUUAGCAGAAAUAAAGAAAUGAACUAAGACCAAACUCACAAGAGAUAAUCAAACACAGCAAUUAAAAUUACCAGCCAUUUUUUUUUUUUCAAAGGAUAGUGGUCCAUGUUUCCUUUUUGGCUGUUGUAUUCUGUGGUUCUGGUUGCUAAGGAAGUAUUAAUAAAUAUGAAUUGAAUAUGUUGCCUGCUUGGAAGCAUAAAAGAGAGUAAAUAGUUCUGGGGACUGAGCUGCUUCUCUGUGAGUUUAGUUUGCCCCACACCAGACAUGUAUGUACGCAGCACUGCCCAACUUUUACAUAAGAUCUCAGGUUGAUGGUCUACAUAGUACUGAACAAUAGGAGAACCCUGAAAUAUCUGUCAGGCUGGGCGCGGUGGCUCACGCCUGUAACCCCAGCACUUUAGGAGGCCGAGGCGGGCAGAUCACUUGAGCUGAGUUUGAAACCAACCUGGGCAACACGACGAAACCCUGUCUCUAUAAAAAUAUGCAAAAAUUGGCCGAGCACGGUGGCUCACGCCUGUAAUCCCAGCACUUUGGGAGGCUGAGGCGGGCGGAUCACAAGGUCAGGAGAUCGAGACCAUCCUAGCCAACAUGGUGAAACCCUGUCUCUACUAAAAAUACAAAAAAUUAACUGGGCGUGGUGGCACAGGCCUGUAGUACCAGCUACUAGGGAGGCUGGGGCAGGAGAAUCGCUUGAACCCGGGAGGCGGAGGUUGCAGUGAGCCGAGAUUGCGCCACUGCACUCCAGCCUGGCGACAGAGUGGGAAUCCGUCUCAAAAAAAAAAAAAAAAAAAUUAGCUGGGCGUGGUGGUGCGAGCCUGUAGUCCCAGCUCCUCGGGAGGCUGAGGUGGGAGGCUCACUGGAGCCCAGGAGGUUGAGGCUGCAGUGAGCCGAGAUCGCACUACUGCACUCCAGCCUGGGCGACAGAGCUAGACCCUGUCUCAAAUAAAUAAAUAAUAAAAAUCUAAGACUACGAUAACCCUACAGUUGGCCCGCGGGGCAUUCAACCUUCCAUGGAUUGAAAAUAUUCGGGAAAAAUAAAGACAAUAAAACAUAAUACAAAUAAAUACAGUAUAACAACUAGUUCCAUAGCACUUGCAUUGUAUUAGGUAUUAUACUUAAUCUAGGGGAUGGUUUAAAUAUCUGGGAAGGUGUAUGCAGGUUAUAUGCAAACACUAUACCAUUUUACAUAAGGGACUUGACCGUCUGCGGAUUCUGGUGUCUACGGGGUCCUGGAACUAAUCCCCAUUUCAUGAGAGGGGAUGACUGUACACACGUCAGUGUGUAUUAGGCCAUCAAAACGCCUCCGGGAAAUUCUCGGGUUAUUUUGAAAACCCCUUCCCUCCCCAAGACCUUUAACCUAGAGGGCUGUUGGGGCGGUCUCCUAGGAGACCACACAGAAACGACUGCGCAUGCGUGCUCCCCCCCCCCCACCCCCCGGCUGAUGCAACCUCACGCUGCCUUGCGGCUCUACCUCGAGUAAGGAAGCCGACAGGGAAAUCUGGCAAAACCAAUCGGCGGCCACACGGAAGUGGGCGGAAAGGCCCGCCCCCCGGGGAUUUUGCGAGUGACGUUGGGCGGCGCGGCGCUAGCGGCGUAGACGCCCAACAGUCCUGCGUCUCUUCCGGCGUCUAGGGGGGUGUCCUGCCGGCGCGCGGGCCCUGCGGCCAUUUUGGGCUUCGCUUCCACCGCACCAGCCGGCCUACUCAGUCCUUCCGGUAUCGCGUUGCUCAGGGGCUUUUCAACCCUCUGUCAGUCGGAAAACCAUCGCCGAGGCCGUGGGGGGACUCCUAUCCAUGGUGUUGAAGCGUCGAGCCGACUAGGGAACCUCCUUCCCCGCCAGGAUGGAAGUCGCAUCAGUCGCCGCCUAUUGCGCGGGCUGUUCUUCCCUGUGUUCUGCCGCCCGCUGCCGCAUUCGCUGCCCUCUGUGGCUUUUCUGCUGGCUCGAAGAUCGGCCUGGAGCAGCGACGCCACCGCUGGGCAAGGCCGAGACUCUGUAGGCUUCCUCCGAAUCCCGUCGACCUCCAGCCGCUGAGCGCCGCGGCCCUAUCUGAGAGACUGUCAAGAAAAAGGAGAUGGAGCCGGGGACAGGCGGAUCGCGGAAACGGCUUGGCCCUCGGGCGGGCUUCCGGUUCUGGCCACCCUUUUUCCCUCGGCGAUCGCAAGCAGGCUCUUCUAAGUUCCCGACGCCUCUUGGCCCGGAAAACUCCGGGAACCCCACACUGCUUUCCUCUGCCCAGCCCGAGACUCGGGUCAGUUACUGGACGAAACUGCUCUCCCAGCUCCUUGCGCCGCUCCCCGGAUUGCUUCAGAAGGUGCUAAUUUGGAGCCAACUUUUCGGUGGAAUGUUUCCGACCAGAUGGCUAGAUUUUGCUGGAAUCUACAGCGCCCUGAGAGCCCUGAAGGGACGGGAGAAACCAGCCGCCCCCACAGCGCAGAAAUCUUUGAGUUCCCUGCAGCUCGACUCCUCAGACCCCUCGGCCACCAGUCCCCUUGAUUGGCUAGAGGAGGGGAUCCACUGGCAAUACUCGCCCCCAGACCUAAAAUUGGAGCUUAAGGCCAAGGGAAGUGCUUUGGACCCUGCAGCACAGGCUUUUCUCUUAGAGCAGCAGCUGUGGGGAGUGGAGCUGUUGCCCAGUAGCCUUCAAUCCCGUCUGUACUCUAACCGGGAACUUGGCUCUUCGCCCUCUGGGCCUCUAAACAUUCAACGCAUAGACAAUUUCAGUGUGGUAUCCUAUUUGCUGAACCCUUCCUACCUGGACUGCUUUCCUAGGCUAGAAGUCAGCUAUCAGAACAGUGAUGGAAAUAGCGAGGUAGUCGGCUUCCAGACACUAACCCCAGAGAGCAGCUGCCUGAGAGAGGACCAUUGUCAUCCCCAGCCGCUGAGUGCAGAACUCACUCCGGCCUCGUGGCAGGGAUGUCCACCUCUUUCUACGGAAGGCCUACCAGAAAUUCACCAUCUUCGCAUGAAACGGCUGGAAUUCCUUCAACAGGCUAGCAAGGGGCAAGAGUUACCCACCCCUGACCAGGAUAAUGGCUACCACAGCCUGGAGGAGGAACACAGCCUUCUCCGGAUGGAUCCGAAACACUGCAGAGAUAACCCAACACAGUUUGUUCCUGCUGCUGGAGGCAUUCCUGGAAACACCCAGGAAUCCACUGAAGAAAAAAUAGAAUUAUUAACUACAGAGGUUCCACUUGCUUUGGAAGAAGAGAGCCCUUCUGAGGGCUGUCCAUCUAGUGAGAUACCUAUGGAAAAGGAGCCUGGAGAGGGCCGAAUAAGUGUAGUUGAUUACUCAUACCUAGAAGAUGACCUUCCCAUUUCUGCCAGACCAGCUUGUAGUAACAAACUGAUAGAUUAUAUUUUGGGAGGUGCAUCCAGUGACCUGGAAACAAGUUCUGAUCCAGAAGGUGAGGAUUGGGAUGAGGAAGCUGAGGAUGAUGGUUUUGAUAGUGAUAGCUCACUGUCAGACUCAGACCUUGAACAAGACCCUGAAGGGCUUCACCUUUGGAACUCUUUCUGCAGUGUAGAUCCUUAUAAUCCCCAGAACUUUACAGCAACAAUUCAGACUGCUGCCAGAAUUGUUCCUGAAGAGCCUUCUGAUUCAGAGAAGGAUUUGUCUGGCAAGUCUGAUCUAGAGAAUUCCUCCCAGUCUGGAAGCCUUCCUGAGACCCCUGAGCAUAGUUCUGGGGAGGAAGAUGACUGGGAAUCUAGUGCAGAUGAAGCAGAGAGUCUCAAACUGUGGAACUCUUUCUGUAAUUCUGAUGACCCCUACAACCCUUUAAAUUUUAAGGCUCCUUUUCAAACAUCAGGGGAAAAUGGGAAAGGCUGUCGUGACUCAGAGACCCCAUCUGAGUCCAUUGUGGCCAUUUCUGAGUGUCACACCUUACUUUCUUGUAAGGUGCAGCUGUUGGGGAGCCAAGAAAGUGAAUGUCCAGACUCGGUACAGCGUGACGUUCUUUCUGGAGGAAGACACACACAUGUCAAAAGAAAAAAGAUCCCUACCAAGAAGAAGGAUGAAGAACUUAAUAGCAAAAGAAGAGCACAAUUGCCAGAGAUGCAAGAAGAAAGGACCUCACACUUUUCUUGACUUUUCUACAGAGCUCACUGCACAUUUUCCCACUAAAAUGUUGGGGUUCCACUCCCAUCACCCAGACUGGAGUGCAAUGGUGCAAUCUCGGUGCUGAACCUCUGCCUCCCAGGCUCCAGCGAUUCUCCUGCCUUAGCCUCCUAAGUAGCUGGGCUACAGGCAGAUGCCAUCACACCCAGCUAAUUUUAAUUUUUUUGUAGAGAUGGGGUUUCACCAUGUUGCCCAGGCUGGUCUCGAACUCCUGGGCUCAUGAGCUGCCUGCCUUGGCCUCCCAAAAUGCUGGGAUUAUAGGCGUGAGCCACCAAGCCUGGACUCUUUUUUUUAAUAUAUAUAAAUAGAGAUGGGGUCUGGCUAUGUUGCCCAUAUAACAACUCCUGGCCUCAAGCAGUCCUCCUGCCUUGGCCUCCCAAAGUGCUGGGAUUACAUGUGUGAGCCACUGGGCCUGGCCAAGUUAAUAGCUUUCCCAAAGUCACCUCUCUUAUCAGCUUUAUGGAAGUUUCAUCCACACAGCCUUGUCUGACCAGAAACAAGUGUGCCACAAUCAUCAGAUGAUGUAGAAUCACAGAAUUUAAAUGUCCUUAGAGAAAAGCUACAGUAAGCUUUAACUAAAUUUGUAGAAAGUAAUUACAAAUUUCAGUUUGGCUAGGGAUACCACAUCCAUUAAUUCUAGUGUCAUUAUUAAUAUAAGACACAUUGUUAAUUUAUGAAUUUAAUAUGCGAGCAAAUCAACUGAGACCCUCCUUUCCCAGAAUUAAUAGGCUGCAUUGGAGUACCAGAGUAUUCUUGCCACCACACCAGUGGUUUUAGCUCUUUUUGGCAGAAGAUUGGCUUUGGGUUUCUAGUGAUGCUCUGUUGUCUCCACCAGAUGGCGUUAUCUUCCAUCUGGGAGUGCCUGAUGGACGCCUGUUAUUUCAGAUCUGGUUGCUAUUGCUCCCCUGGAGGUCGGUCCCUCAAUGUGUAAACAAGCUGGAAAACUGCCCUGCCCUGCCCAUUCCAGGCCUGCCUGGCCCAGUGUGACUCCACCUUUUUGUGGUAAUUACCCAGAAGUAGGGGCUGUUUCUUAUGGGAGAACCAAGAUUUGUAUUUGAACACAAACAAAGGAACUGAUUUUUUUUUGAGUCUCGCUGUCGCCCAGGCCUAGGCUGGAGUACAGUGGCACGGUCAUAGCUCACUGCAGCCUCCAACUCUUGGGCUUAAACAAUCCUCCCACCUCAGCCUCCCAAGUAGCUAGGACCACAGGCGUGCACCACAUUGCCUGGCUAAUUUUAUUAUUUUUGUGUGUAGAGAUGGGGUCUCAUUAUAUUGCCUAGGCUGGUCUCAAACUCCUGGCUUCAAGAGAUCCUACCGCCUGGGCCUCCCAAAGUGUCGCGAUUACAGGCAUGAGCCACCUCACUUGGCCCUUGUAUACUUUUUUAUCACUGUUCAAGUCACAUUGAAUUUUAAUUGUGAUUUGCUCUUUCCUUUCUUCCUUUGUGGUGGAAGGGUCUGUGCAGUGACCAGAGUAUUUUAGACACACGAUACACUUUUCUUUAACUCAAGUGGUAAUUUCCAUAGCCUCUUUUUUCCAACACACAGGCUCCCUCCCGACAUAACAAGUAAUUUAUGAAUUCAUUUCAGAGAAGCAAUUUUGUAUGUGAAAAGGUCUAUCUUCAAUGUUUACAUUAUUUUGUAUUUGUAGUAUUUGAUUUUUUUUUUUUUUUGAAAAGCUAGCAUUAUUAGUGAUGACCUGAAACCCAAGGUUUUAAAUCAGUUGAUGUAAGGUCGUCAUGACCAAUCUUUCCAGUGGUAGCCUAAGGUUCGCUGAAACAUUGUCAUCGUUAUGAAAGGCACUUCAUUAUGCAGGAUACCAUUCAUAUCCAGUUUUCUAAGAUGGUUGAGGACAUUGUUUUUUAAACUUUUCUGUUUUUUAAAUUGACAAAAAUUGUAUAUAUUUACUGUCUACAACAUGAUGUUUUGAAAUAUGUGUACAUUGUGGAAUGGUAAGUCAAGCUAAUUAACAUGUAUUACCUCACGUACUUAGCAUUUUUUUGUGGUAAGAACCCUUAAAAUCUACUCUUAGCAAUUUCCUUUUUCUAUUUAUUUAUUUAUUUGAGACAAGCUGGAGUGCAGUGGUGCAAUUUCGCCUCACUGUAACCUCCGCGUCCUGGGCUCAAGCAAUUCUCAUGUCUCAGCCUCCCAAGUAGCUGGGACUACAGGCGUGUGCCACCACACCCGGCUAAUUUUUUGUAUUUUAGUAGAGACAGGUUUCACCCCAUGUUGCCCAGGGUGGUCUCGUACUCCUGAGCUCAGGUGAUCUGCCUGCCUUGGCCUCCCAAAGUGCUGGGAUUACAGGCGUGAGCCAUCACGCCUGGGCUUUUUAUUUAUUUAUUUUAUUUUAUUUUAUUAUUUAUUUAUGUAUUUAUUUAUUUUCAGACAGAACCUUGCUCUGUUGCCAAGCUGGAGUGCAGUGGCAUGAUCAUGGCUUUCUUCAGCCUCAAACUCCUGGGCUCAGGCAAUCCUCUUGCCUCAGUUUCCCGAGUAGCUGAGACCACAGGCUCACACCACCACAACAGGCUAAUUUUUAAGUUAUCUGUAGGGGCGAGAUCUCCCUAUAUUGCCCAGGCUGGUCUUGAAGUCCUAGGCUUAAGUGUUCCUCCUGCCUCCCAAAGUGUUGAGAUUACAGGUGUGAGCCACCUCACCUGGGCAAUUUGCAAGAAUAUAAUACAUUGUUAUUGACUAUGGUCACCAUGUUGUACAGUAGAUCUCUUGAACUUAUUCCUCCUCACUGAAAGUUUGUAUCCUUUGAGCAACUUCUCCCCAACCCGCUUCUUGUUUUUUAUUAACUUAUUAAAGUAUAAUUUACAAUAAGUUUCACUCAUUUUAAGUAUGAAUUCAAUGAGUUUUGAUAAACACGUGUAGUCAUAUAAACACCACCACUAUCAAAAUAUGGAUGAUUUCCAUCACCCAGAAAGUUCCCUCAUGUUCUUUUGUAUUCAGUCCCCUUCCCAACCUCCAGCUUUUGGCAGCCAUUGCUUUUCUUUUCUUUGUCUUUUUUUUUUUUUUUUUUUUUUUUUGAGAGACAGGGUCUUACUGUCACCCAGGCUGGAGUGUAGUGGUGUGAUCACGGCUCACUGCAGCCUUAUCUCCCUGGGUUCAGGUGAUCCUCCCACCUCAGCCUCCUGAGCUGGGACUACAGCUGUGUGCGACCACACCCAGCUGGUUUUUUGUUUUUUUUUGUUUUUGUUUUUGAUUUUUUUUUUUUUUUGUAUUUUUAGUAGAGAUAAGGUUUUGGCAUGUUGCCCAGGCUAGUCUUGAACUUCUGGGCUCAAGAGAUCUGCCUGUUUUGGCCUCCCAACGUGCUGGGAUUGCAGGCGUGAGCCACCACGUCUGGCCUUUGAUCUGCUUUCAACACUAUUUUAGCUCUUCUAGAAUUUCAGAAAAAUGGUAACGGAUGUACAGCAUGGACCCUUCUGUGGUGGGCUUCUUUACUGUAAUGCUUUUGAGAUUCAUCUGUGCUGUUGAGUGUCUCUGCAGUCCAUUCCUUCUGUUGAGUGUAUCAGUAGUCCAUUCCUUUUCAUGGCUGGGUAGUAUUUCAUUGUAUAAUUAUACCACUAUUUGUUCAUUUACUAGAUAAUAAACAGUUGGCUUGUUUAA
Pan troglodytes (chimpanzee) is the source of this 8068-nucleotide messenger RNA. It is a transcript of the gene PPP1R15B, whose product is annotated as protein phosphatase 1 regulatory subunit 15B. The record is from RefSeq and is a predicted model, not a curated record. The coding region runs from base 2423 to 4435 and encodes 670 amino acids. Gene Ontology annotation, biological process: response to endoplasmic reticulum stress. Lineage: Eukaryota; Metazoa; Chordata; Mammalia; Primates; Hominidae. Gene Ontology annotation, cellular component: endoplasmic reticulum; protein phosphatase type 1 complex. Gene Ontology annotation, molecular function: protein phosphatase regulator activity. The transcript is spliced from 3 exons.